AUGACCCCGAUAGAGAAAAUGCUCCAGGACAUGGGCUCCGUUCGAGAAGAUGGCAGUGAUAAGUUCUUUGCGAUGGAGAAUUUCGGAAAUACAUGUUAUUGUAACUCGAUAUUGCAAUGUCUCUACUAUUCAGUACCAUUCCGAGAAGCCGUCAUAAACUAUCCCACCAGAACGCCGAUAGAGAACCUGGAAGCCGCAUUGGCCAAAAAUCUCCGCUACCAAAAUCCAGCCGCAAACCUGGAAGCAGAGGCGCAAGCAGAGAAGCAAAAAGCUGCUACGCCACAACGUGCUGGGGCACCACCCAAUCAGCCACAGAAGCCCGAAGACAAAGACUCACCGGAAUACAAGAAGAAGAUGGCAUUGCAGACACUACCUCUCCUAGAAACCACGAACAAUUCAGCCAGUUACGGAAUGUCGGAGUCGCUAUUUACAUCGUUGAAGGAUAUAUUCGAGUCCAUUGUGGCGAGUCAGGAACGUCUCGGUAUAGCUCGGCCGCAACGCUUGUUGGAGCUCCUUCGCCGGGACCAUGAGAUGUUCAGAUCCGCCAUGCAUCAGGAUGCCCAUGAGUUUCUGAUCAUUUUGCUGAAUGAGGUGGUGGCAAAUGUGGAAGCAGAGGCCAUGAAGCAUCCCGAGAAAAGCCUGCCACCUGCUGAAAGCAUGGAUUCUUCUCAACAGUCUCUUAGUUCCGGUUCCAAAACUCCUAAUACCACACGAUGGGUACACGAGUUGUUUGAAGGGACCUUGACGUCCGAAACACAGUGCUUGACCUGCGAAAACGUUUCCCAGCGAGAUGAAAUAUUCCUAGACUUGUCAGUUGACUUGGAACAGCAUUCGUCGGUCACCUCGUGUUUGAGGAAAUUCUCCGCAGAAGAGAUGCUCUGCGAGCGGAAUAAAUUCCACUGUGACAACUGUGGCGGUCUGCAGGAGGCAGAAAAGCGGAUGAAAAUCAAACGUCUUCCCCGCAUCUUGGCUCUCCAUCUCAAGCGCUUCAAGUACACGGAGGACUUGCAGCGUCUGCAAAAGUUGUUUCAUCGAGUCGUCUAUCCGUAUCACCUACGUCUCUUCAAUACCACUGACGAUGCAGAAGACCCGGAUCGAUUGUACGAGCUGUACGCAGUGGUGGUGCACAUCGGAGGCGGCCCUUACCACGGUCAUUAUGUGGCCAUUAUCAAGACGCAGGAUCGCGGAUGGCUGCUCUUCGAUGAUGAGAUGGUGGAGCCUGUCGACAAGAACUACGUGCGUAACUUUUUCGGAGACAAACCCGGACUUGCUUGCGCCUACGUUUUGUUCUACCAAGAGACCACUAUGGAGGCUGUCAUGAAGGAACAAGAACAGGAGAAUCUCAACGCUACCAUGGCGGAUCUGAACCUGAAUGAGACUACUGUGAAGCAGAAUGGUUUCGCCCCUCCGGUCGGACUGUCUCAUGUCCACAGUGCAUCGCAAAUCCCCUCGCAGGACGAACCUCACCGGCUCACCAGCUUGAAACGCGCCCCGACAGCGCCUCAACUCCCGACCCACACUGAGCAUAUUAGCGCCGAAGCUGUUCCUCCGCAUUCUCCGGCAGCCGUGCCACCUCCGGUGCCUCCGAUCCCCGAGGUCCACACGCGGCCGCUUAGCCCAAAGAAGAGUGACGUUCAAUCGAAGAAAGAACGGGCUAAGGAAGGGAAGGAACGAAAAGCGGCCGAAAAAGAGCUGGAAAAGCAGCGUCGGAAGGAACAAGAAGCCCGUUUCAAGGAGAACAAAGAGAAUCAGCGGCGCGAGGAAGCUGAGAUGAAGGCGGCGAUCGAAGCCAGCAGAAUGUCCAAGGCCGAUGAAGACCGACGUAAUGAUAGUGGCAAAAGUGGUGGGUUGAGUCGACUCAAACGAGGCAGCAAGAGCUUCAGCCAGCGACUGGGCAAGGACAAAGAGAGUCGGGCGUCAUCGUCCGGUUCGCCUGCAGUGCCCAACUCCGAAAAUUCCAGUUCAAGCAAUAUGCCACCCGAACCACUCCAACCCUUGUCUCCUCAAAAGAUCGCGCCCCCCGAGACACUCCUGGUCCCCCAGGAUGAUGACCCGGAUUCACUCAAGAGUCCUAAAGGCGAUCGACAGACCCACGGGAAAUGGCGGAGCUUCAGCAUUAGAAAGAAGUCCUUCAGUAUCCUUUCCUGA
Molecule: messenger RNA, 2148 nt
Organism: Aspergillus homomorphus CBS 101889
Lineage: Eukaryota; Fungi; Ascomycota; Eurotiomycetes; Eurotiales; Aspergillaceae
Gene: creB
Product: ubiquitin C-terminal hydrolase CreB
Exons: 3
Coding region: 1-2148 (715 amino acids)
Biological process (GO): protein deubiquitination
Cellular component (GO): cytosol; nucleus
Molecular function (GO): cysteine-type deubiquitinase activity; cysteine-type endopeptidase activity
Source: RefSeq, a predicted model, not a curated record